Messenger RNA from Symbiodinium sp. CCMP2456, 297 nucleotides. NCBI's taxonomy places the organism in Eukaryota, Dinophyceae, Suessiales, Symbiodiniaceae. The record is from the annotation of a GenBank genome assembly.
AUGCAAAAAGCUCUCGAUGGCAGCUUCAGCGACUGCGAAUUCCGUUGGGAAGACGGGCGCUGUGUGAAAGCGCACUUGGCCUACCUCUCGCGGAACCAGACAUUCCGAGAGGCUGCAGCCCCGAAAGUUGUGCCGGUGCCCAGCGAGGUGUCCGAGAGAGUUCUGCAGGCCCUGUUGGACACACACUACGCCUGCAGCUCCAGCGCUGCGGUGCAGUUUCACCCAGAUGACAGCCCGGCGGACGACAACGAAGAGGAGAUCGCCAUGACACCUCCAAGAGACCACCGAGACCACCAG